CGAAAAAAUUUGACGAAAUAUUUACAAAGAAAAGUACAAGGAAUAAGCGAUCAUCUAUUCUUUUCAGAGAAAACAUAUGUACGCUAUAUAUGUGGAGUAAAAUUAAAUAUGGGAGAAGAACAAAAGAAGCAUUCACCGGUUCUUCAGAGAGAAGGAACAUUUCAGUGCGAAAUAUGUGGAUUAAACUGUAGUAAUAGAAAAGCGUUUAAUAGUCAUUUAUGUUGUCAUUCGAAAUUGAAACCACAUGUAUGUGAAACUUGUGGUAAAGCCUUCAAAAGAAGAAGUCAUUUAAAGGUGCACACACGCAUUCAUACAAAAGAAAAACCUUAUGUAUGUGAAGUCUGUAAUAACGCUUUCAAUACAAGAAGUACAUUAACGCGACAUUUGAGUAUUCAUACAAAAGAUAAACCUUAUGUCUGCGAUAUUUGUAAUAAAGCAUUCGCUCGUGUAUCUUAUUUAAAGGAACAUUUGCGUAUUCAUACAAAAGAACAACCUUAUGUUUGUGAAUUCUGUGGCAAAAAUUUUUCACAAGCAAGCGGUUUAAAAAGACAUUUACGCAUCCAUACAAGAGAAAAACCUUUUGUUUGUGAAAUUUGUAGUAAAGCAUUCACCGAUAGAGGUGCAUUAACCAAACAUUUACGGAUUCAUUCGAAGGAAAAACCUUAUGUCUGUGAAGUCUGUAAAAAACCUUUUUCUGAUUUAUCGAAUUUAAGAACACAUUUACGCACUCAUAAGGGAGAAAAGCCCUACGUUUGUGAAGUUUGUGGCAAUAAAUUCAGUGAUAAAGCUAAUUUCGGGAGACAUUUACGUAUGCAUACAAAAGAAAAGCCUUAUGUCUGUGAAGUUUGUGCAAAAGCUUUCAGCAGAAGAAGCAGUUUAACAAAACAUUUACGUGCCCAUGCACGAAAAGAAAUUUAACUUGUGAAUCUUGAGCAAAGUUUUAUUCCUUAAAUGUUAUUUUUUAAACAAUUUCAUUCUAAUGUAAACGAAGAUUUACUAUUAAUGCAGACUAUGGAUAUGCUUUUUGUGAAACAUGUAACUUAUCAAUUUUAAGAAUUUGCUGAUAAUUUAAAAUUUCUGAAAUAUCAGUUUGAAUAUAAGUUAUAAGCUCAUUAUAGAAAUAUGUGGAGGAACAUACUGAAGGAAUUGUUGGAUAAACUAAUAAAACCUGGUUAAGUUCCAUUGCUUUUUAUAACCAACAUGGAUAAAUUCGAUAUUACACAUGUAUUUUUGUUUAUCCAGCGUGCAUAAAUUUCAUACUUUGUAUAACAAACAAUACACUAAUCAUCAUGUUCUUAUUUUACAUGGAAAAAUCUAUUUAAUUUAUCCUUCAGAGGAAUUCAAUUUACCGUAACAAACUACAAUGUGACUUCUUUGAAACCCGAAUAUGGGAAAAUAAUGAAUAGCAUGAUUCUGAAGCACAAAGUAAUCAGUGAGAAUGGUGAUUUUCAAUUGAGAACCAAUGACAACUGUGAAUUUUAAAGCACAUGCUGUGUUACUUCCGAAUCAGGCGAUGAAAAUUUACGAAGUGAGUGAAUUGUCCAGUGCAGAACAGGUAAAGCUUUCCCAUUCAGAUUACGCUGAUAGCUAAUUACAUACUGUUGUUAUUUAAGCUAUUUAGAAUUCUUUUUAAAGCCAUCUUUCAUUGCAGAAACAAUGAUGAGUACAUUUUAAAA
Argiope bruennichi is the source of this 1676-nucleotide messenger RNA. Its product is annotated as zinc finger protein 239-like. Lineage: Eukaryota; Metazoa; Arthropoda; Arachnida; Araneae; Araneidae. The transcript has a single exon. Bases 109 to 918 code for a protein of 269 amino acids. Gene Ontology annotation, biological process: regulation of transcription by RNA polymerase II. The record is from RefSeq and is a predicted model, not a curated record. Gene Ontology annotation, molecular function: DNA-binding transcription factor activity, RNA polymerase II-specific; RNA polymerase II cis-regulatory region sequence-specific DNA binding. Gene Ontology annotation, cellular component: nucleus.